Acomys russatus (golden spiny mouse) is the source of this 1410-nucleotide messenger RNA. RefSeq names its product abhydrolase domain containing 6, acylglycerol lipase (gene Abhd6). NCBI's taxonomy places the organism in Eukaryota, Metazoa, Chordata, Mammalia, Rodentia, Muridae. Gene Ontology annotation, molecular function: catalytic activity. The record is from RefSeq and is a predicted model, not a curated record. Bases 200 to 1210 code for a protein of 336 amino acids. The transcript is spliced from 9 exons.
GUGUGCUGAGAGAGACCUGUGCUCCACCUCAGGCAGAUCUGGCUGGCUGCCUAGACAUCUGGCCACAUUCCUUUCGUUGGUCUAAUGCUUUGUCAUUUAACUUCUUGUGAUCAUAGAAUCUCCUCUUCAGCUCAGUAAUAUUAGGAAAGAGUUGCUCCUUGAAAACCUCUGCAGGUGUCAACAAGCCUCAAGGAGCAGGAUGGAUCUCGAUGUGGUCAACAUGUUUGUGAUUGCGGGUGGGACACUGGCCAUUCCAAUCCUGGCAUUCAUCGCUUCUUUUCUCCUGUGGCCUUCAGCGCUGAUAAAAAUCUACUAUUGGUACUGGCGGAGGACACUGGGUAUGCAAGUCCGCUACGUACACCACGAGGACUAUCAGUUCUGUUACUCUUUCCGGGGCAGGCCAGGACACAAGCCAUCCAUCCUUAUGCUCCAUGGAUUCUCUGCACACAAGGAUAUGUGGCUCAGCGUGGUCAAGUUCCUUCCAAAGAACCUGCACUUGGUCUGUGUGGACAUGCCUGGACACGAAGGUACCACCCGCUCCUCCCUGGAUGACCUGUCCAUAGAUGGGCAAGUGAAAAGGAUACACCAGUUUGUCGAAUGCCUUAAGCUGAACAAAAAGCCCUUUCACCUUAUAGGCACCUCCAUGGGUGGCCACGUGGCUGGAGUCUACGCCGCUUACUACCCGUCUGACAUCUGUAGCCUGUGUCUUGUGUGCCCCGCUGGUCUACAGUAUUCAACUGACAAUCAGUUUGUACAACGGCUCAAAGAGCUGAAUGACUCGGCUGCCGUUCAGAAAAUCCCUUUGAUCCCAUCCACCCCAGAAGAGAUGAGCGAGAUGCUCCAGCUCUGUUCCUACGUCCGCUUCAAGGUGCCCCAGCAGAUCCUUCAAGGUCUUGUUGAUGUCCGCAUCCCUCAUAACAGCUUCUACCGGAAAUUGUUCUUUGAAAUCGUUAAUGAGAAAUCCAGAUACUCUCUGCAUGAGAACAUGGACAAAAUCAAGGUCCCAACACAGAUCAUCUGGGGAAAACAAGACCAGGUGCUUGAUGUGUCUGGGGCAGACAUAUUAGCCAAGGCGGUGAGUAACUGCCAGGUAGAGCUGCUGGAAAACUGUGGCCACUCAGUGGUGAUGGAGAGACCCAGGAAAACAGCCAAGCUCAUUGUCGACUUCUUAGCUUCUGUGCAUAACACAGACAACAAGAAGCUGAACUGAGGCCGCUGCCAUAGCCUGCAUCGUGCACACAGCAUCUGCUCCCAUCCCCAAAACCUGACACAGUCACCUCUCUCAGGGAUCCUGUCCCCAAUGCCGAAGGAACGCCAACGUCCCUGAGGAAGCCAGUCUCCUGUCCCAGUACUCUUGGUUCCAUGGAGCGUCGGGAGGCACAAGGAAACCUCCAAGAUCUUUUUUCUUUU